Messenger RNA from Ogataea parapolymorpha DL-1, 690 nucleotides. RefSeq names its product Rab family protein. Gene Ontology annotation, cellular component: endosome. Bases 1 to 690 code for a protein of 229 amino acids. Gene Ontology annotation, molecular function: GTP binding; GTPase activity. Gene Ontology annotation, biological process: regulation of endocytosis. The transcript has a single exon. Lineage: Eukaryota; Fungi; Ascomycota; Pichiomycetes; Pichiales; Pichiaceae. The record is from RefSeq and is a predicted model, not a curated record.
AUGAAAAAGACCAGUUUGUCUUCGCUCGAUUCGCGGUCGACCAUCCCACGGACGCGCGAGCAGUACGAGUAUCUGGCGAAAGUCAUUCUGAUUGGCUCGUCUGGUUCAGGCAAGUCCUCGCUGCUCCAUCGGUACGUCUCGCGAGACUGGAGGGCCGUGUCGCAGACCAUCGGCGUGGGAUUUGCCUCCAAGGUAGCCGUCGUGGACGGCAGCACGCGUGUGAAGUUGCAAAUAUGGGACACGGCGGGCCAGGAACGGUUCCGCGCGCUCACGAGGUCGUAUUACCGCGGCGCCAGCGGCGUCGUGGUGGUCUUUGAUUUCAGCUCCAGAUCCAGUUUCCAGGCCGUUUCAGAGUUUAUGCAGGACGUGAAAAGCAUGACACCGCCCGACUCGUGCGUGCUGCUCGUUGGGAACAAGAAAGACCUGCCCGAGGUGGUCUCAAGGAGCGAGAUUGCCGGCUUAGUCGACAGCAGUUCUGUGAUGCUGGGACGAACCGUCCAGUUUGUCGCGGCCAGUGCUUUAGACAAUUCCAAUGUGGACACUGUGUUUGAAACCGUGGCCGGCUCUCUGGUCACAAAAAUCGAGCUCGGGCAGAUCGACCCAGAAGACCCGGCGAGCGGCGUGCAGUACGGCGACCUCAGCUACGACGCUAUCACGCUAGCGACUCCUCAACCCAGAGAAUGCUGCUGA